Messenger RNA from Sinocyclocheilus anshuiensis, 2142 nucleotides. Its product is annotated as ZZ-type zinc finger-containing protein 3-like. Lineage: Eukaryota; Metazoa; Chordata; Actinopteri; Cypriniformes; Cyprinidae. Bases 377 to 1876 code for a protein of 499 amino acids. The transcript is spliced from 3 exons. The record is from RefSeq and is a predicted model, not a curated record.
AUUCUUCAGUACAAUAUGCUGCUCAUCAUCAGGCUGAAACGGUCGGUCGGAUCAGCGCUGACAGCAGAGCUCUUGAGAGCCGGUCAUUAUGAAAGCAGCGAGCGUGUGGGCCGCGGCUGCUGUCCUGUACAGUAUCGCAGUGAGCGGGAUUGUGGGAUUCACAUUCACAGCAGCACCGAGGGAGAAAAAAAACAUGGCGGCUGCCGAAUGUGCAGCAAACGAUUUGCGGAAGUGAGAUCAGUAAAUUGCAAUAAAUGAGAAAACGGAAAAGAAGACGACCACAGGUUUGGAUUUGCAGUAUGGAAAAACAGGUGCCCACAUUCUGCUGCUGAGGAGAGAGCACCAUGAUGAGAAGACAGUAGGCACCCACCAUAGUAUGGCCGCGUCCCGCUCUUCACGCAUCACAAGAUCAUCAGUGGGGAUAAAUGGAUUGGAUGAGAACUUUUGUGGUCGAACCCUCAGGAACCGCAGCAUCGCCCAGCCAGAAGAGAGCUCUCUGCUUCCUGUGCCCAGAGCCCGCUCGCCCAAGAAGAAGCAGGACUGUCAGCAGCACCAGCAGAUCGGAGCACAGGUUGGAAAGGUAGCCGAGAGCAAGGCGGAGGGUGAGCCCUUGCCAUCUUAUGGAAAGCGAGGCUUGCCAAGCUCUGAGAAGGACGAGUCAGACAAAUCGGACAGCUGCGAGCAUCCUAGGGCCGGGGGUGGGCCGGAAGCCUCCCCCACCCUGAAGAGGGCCAAACGCUGCCCUCGCUCAGGUGAAUCGCAGGGGGUAGAGGAGGAACCUUCUCUCAAACCGGAGAGCCCUGAUUCCACUGCACCGAAGGAAAAUGACGUGGGCGCAAAAUCGAACUUGUCCUCGGACCCUCCGCUCAGCCUCGACAAAGAGGCAGAGCAUAAAGAGGACGGCCCAGUGGAGGAGAUCGUCCCUCCGCCGCAGGCCGGCGAGAACGUCAAGGCCACCAAUGGCCUCACUGACCUCCAUAAGGAGGACUCAGAAGUUGCAGCCUUACCCCCAGAGCCCUGUGCCUCCCCUGCCAUGCUUAACAACAGUCCUUCACUGUUAAACGGCAGCCAGGCUGCACCCUCAUCCCCCGACCCUAUUGUGCCUUGUAGAUCCCCUCAUCCCAAGCAAGCCAAUGAGUCCGACAGCCCUCAGAUUGACUGUGAGAGGAACUGCACCCCCGAGGAAGCUGCCGAGGUCGUGUUAUCCCGGGAACCCGAGAUGGAGGUAGAGGUGGAUGUCGUAGGGGAUGCCGGCCAGGCUCAGGAUGAGCUCGCAAGAGAGGAGAGCACCAACGGCGGCUUUCAGGCUGAGCCGCAGGACCCUUCUGACAACUACUCGAAUAUCUCAGGAGAAACGGUGGUGCUGACUGCCUCCCAGCUGCCUGCAGAGCCCCCCUCCUUCACAGAGCCUCAAGAACACCGAUACACCCUGAGGACUUCACCGCGCCGCGCUGCCUUUGGUAGUGGGCUCAAAGCCAGCUCCCCCAAACCCAGUUCCCCGCACAUAGACAAUGGUUCGCUGAAGGAGGAGUCCACGCCAGUUUCUCUUUCCUCUAAAGACACCAGCCAUAAAGACCUUCCCCGUGAUGCACUGGGACUUUCUAGCGAGGCAGACAAUGAACUCUCAGAGAAAGCAGGGGUCAGUGGAGAGGUUGGAGUGUCAGAUAGUAGAGUGUUGCGAUCCACCGAAAAGCUGCUGGCCGCUCAGGCUGAGGAAGAUGAGGAGGAAGAGGAGGAUGUCUACUAUUUUGAGUCUGAUCACUUGGCUCUCAAACACAACAAAGAGUAUGUUCAGGUUUAUGCUGUCCUGUCUGAAGUCAUCAGUUCUGGUAAACCAAGAUAUGCAUUGUCCUUUAACCCCUGUUUUGUUUAUUAAUGUACCCUUUUGUAUUAUUAAUUCAAUGUGUUUGCUAUGGCAAGCACCACUGUUACUGUUCCUCAUAUUGAGGGUCAGUUUGAACAAACCCCAAACCCAAAGUAUUAAACCUUUAAACGCAUUGAACUACAUCAGGAGGUGCCCAAUCCUGUUCCUGGAGAUCUACUUACCUGCAGAUUUCAGUCCCAGCCCUGCUCCAACACACCUGUUUGUAAUUAUCAAGUGCUGCUAAGAGAUUACUUAGCUGGUUCAGUUGUUUUUGAUCA